Cavenderia fasciculata is the source of this 945-nucleotide messenger RNA. RefSeq names its product putative nitric oxide synthase-interacting protein (gene nosip). Lineage: Eukaryota; Evosea; Eumycetozoa; Acytosteliales; Cavenderiaceae. The coding region runs from base 1 to 945 and encodes 314 amino acids. Gene Ontology annotation, molecular function: ubiquitin protein ligase activity. The record is from RefSeq and is a predicted model, not a curated record. The transcript has 4 exons. Gene Ontology annotation, cellular component: nucleus.
AUGCCAAGACACUCAAAGAAUCCAGCAUCAAAAGGUCAAUUUACGUAUCAUGAAAGACAACAAUUAGAGUAUGGAACUUCAAAGGUUCGUUUGGGUAAGGAUUCAAUUAAAGACUUUGAUUCGUGUAGUAUAUGUUUAGCUAGUUUUGUUACUCCUCAGUGUUGUCCAAAAGGUCAUAUAUAUUGUAAAGAAUGUAUAUUGACAUCACUAUUGAAACAAAAGAAAGCAAACAAGGAAAAAGAGAAACAAUGGGACCAACAACAAGUAAAGAUUAAACAACAAGAACAAGAAAAAAAGUUACAAGAAGAGGAUAGUAAACUAAAAGAGUUUGAAUCGAAUAAUGUAACUUUUUUAGAAAAUGAAAAGACCAGCAGUACAUCUACAACAAAUACAAACACGAAUAACAAUCAUCUUGAUAAAGAUGGUAAACCAAAUCCUUUUUGGGUUUCAAGUUUAAUACCAAGUCCACUUAAACAAGUUAAAACGAUUGAUAAACCAACAAUGAAUACUGUUUGUCCAGAAGGUAACCACCCAUUACUUUCUAAACAAUUGAUUACUCUUAAAUUUAAAUCAAUUUCAAAUCAAAAAUCAAAUAACAAUAAGAAUAAUGAAGACAACGACGACGAAGAAGAUGUAGAUAAUGGAAAUGGUUAUUGUUGUCCAAUUUGCGAAAAGACAUUGACCAAUAUUCACAAAUUAAAAGCGUUAAAGACAUGUGGACAUGUAUUCUGCUCACCAUGUUUGGAAAAGUUGAAUGAAACCAACAAAAAACAAACACCUUUGGAGACAAAGCAAUGUUUGACCUGUCAAAAGGAUUAUGACAGUGAUCAAGUUAUUUCAUUGAACACUGCACUAAAUAUCCUGAAAGCGGAGGACCAAUGUUCGGACGCUGGUGGCGGUCACGAAUUAAUUGCAAAGAAAUAUUCUCCAACUGCUAUGAUAUAA